Messenger RNA from Pyricularia pennisetigena, 804 nucleotides. RefSeq lists its product as uncharacterized. The record is from RefSeq and is a predicted model, not a curated record. The transcript has a single exon. Bases 1 to 804 code for a protein of 267 amino acids. Lineage: Eukaryota; Fungi; Ascomycota; Sordariomycetes; Magnaporthales; Pyriculariaceae.
AUGUCGACUUCGCAAACAAUACUCUUCCUCGGCGCAACCGGUGGCGUCUGCGGCGCUGCUCUUCAACUUGCCCUCUCAGCCGGCAUCAACUGCGUCGCCCUGGUCAGGACGCCAGCGAAGCUGACCGACAAGUACCCUUCCAAGCCCAACCUUACCGUCGUCCAAGGCGAUUCCAGGAACAUCGCAGACGUGAAGCGUGCCCUCUCCAAACCUAGCGAUGUGGCAUCAUCCGGCCUGGUUGACAUCGUCGUUAGCUCCGUUGGAUCCUACCCAUCCAUGCGCAACUUUGGCGCCAACGAGGAUCCGACGCUUUGUGAGGAGUCCAUGAAGGCUCUCUUGUCUGCUGUGGAGGAGCUUAUCGCUCAGGGCGGGGUGCAGAAGUUGUCGCCGCCGAGGAUCAUCGCCGUCAGCUCGACUGGCAUCUCCGACUUUGGCCGUGACGUGCCCCUGGCAUUGGCUCCGCUCUACUACCUCCUGCUGGCCAGUGCUCACAAGGACAAAAGGAAGAUGGAGUCUCAGCUGAUCACCGACAAGGCGACUGGCAAGAAGGCCCCGCCCGCUGCCGGCAGCGCGAGGCCCGAGUUCACAGUUGUUAGGGGCAGCAUGUACGUUGAAAGCAAAGAUGGCGGCAAGGCCAAGCCUGUCCGUGUCGGUGUCGAAGACCCAUACAAGGGCAUUGAAUCGCAAGCCAUUGGAUAUACAAUUGCGAGAGAAGACGUCGGCAAAUGGAUUUUCCACAACUUGAUCAGUGACGCCACGGGGGCCAAGAGGUAUAUCAACAAAAUGGUAACGGUCACAUAUUAG